Messenger RNA from Pieris napi, 2187 nucleotides. It is a transcript of the gene Shmt, whose product is annotated as serine hydroxymethyltransferase. Bases 104 to 1651 code for a protein of 515 amino acids. Gene Ontology annotation, molecular function: zinc ion binding; serine binding; mRNA regulatory element binding translation repressor activity. The transcript has 8 exons. Gene Ontology annotation, biological process: purine nucleobase biosynthetic process; protein homotetramerization; folic acid metabolic process. Gene Ontology annotation, cellular component: nucleus; cytosol; cytoplasm. NCBI's taxonomy places the organism in Eukaryota, Metazoa, Arthropoda, Insecta, Lepidoptera, Pieridae. The record is from RefSeq and is a predicted model, not a curated record.
AGUUCAUAAUGGGUUAUCAAUGUUGAUAGAAGUAAUUAUUGUUUCAUUAAAAAAUAGACCCCGUUUGUAUUAAUUCCUUAAAUAAUAUUUUAGAGCAUAAGAAAUGUGGAACAUAAUUUUAAAAUCUUAUUUUAAAGAUGCUUCUCAGUGUUUAAAACCUUAUUAUUUACAAUAUUUGCGGGAAUCAUCGGAAAACAUUCAUAGGAAAAUCUACACUGUGGGGAAAUUUCAUAAUAACAGAUUUUCAAGUACCAUGAAUAACAAACUGAUGAAUGGAAAUCUUCGGGACACAGACCCAGAACUGUAUAAAAUUAUUCAAAAUGAGAAGCAUCGCCAACAAAGUGGUCUUGAGAUGAUUGCGUCUGAAAAUUUUACAUCAAUUCCCGUUCUGCAAUGCCUGAGUUCCUGUCUUCAUAAUAAAUAUUCUGAGGGAAUGCCAAAUCAAAGAUACUAUGGAGGCAAUGAGUUUAUUGAUGAGAUAGAAAUCCUAGCCCAGAACCGAGCUCUAGAAGCUUAUCGUUUAAAUCCUGAAGAAUGGGGUGUUAAUGUUCAGCCUUACUCUGGCUCUCCAGCAAACUUUGCUGUGUACACCGGUGUUGUAGAGCCUCAUGGACGAAUCAUGGGGUUAGAUCUUCCUGAUGGCGGCCAUUUAACCCAUGGAUUUUUUACUCCCACUAAGAAAAUAUCAGCGACAUCUAUGUUCUUCGAAAGCAUGCCUUACAAGGUGGAUCCUUCCACAGGUCUAAUUGAUUAUGACAAAUUAGCCGAAACAGCAAAAUUGUUUAAACCACGCCUUAUAAUCGCUGGGAUCAGUUGCUAUUCGCGUUGUCUGGACUAUAAGAGGUUCAAGGAAAUCGCUAACGAAAAUGGCGCUUUGUUAAUGGGUGAUAUGGCACAUAUUUCUGGACUUGUUGCAGCAGGAGUCAUACCGAGUCCUUUCGAGUACUGUGACAUAGUGACCACAACCACCCAUAAAACCUUACGUGGACCAAGAGCGGGCGUCAUCUUCUACCGCAAAGGGGUUCGGUCGGUAAACGCGAAAGGAGAAAAGAUUAUGUACGACCUUGAGAAUAAAAUCAAUAUGGCGGUGUUCCCUGGACUUCAAGGUGGACCGCAUAACCACGCCAUUGCAGCUAUCGCGACAGCAAUGAAACAAGCUACCUUACCAGAGUUCGCUGAUUACCAACGACAGGUAAUUAAGAAUGCCCAACGUCUCUGCGAAGGUCUAAUAUCUCGUGGAUACAAAAUAGCAACAGGUGGAACCGAUGUCCAUAUUGUGUUAGUGGAUGUUCGUAACGUCGGCUUGAGCGGCGCACGCGCAGAACGUAUAUUGGAAUUAUGCAGUGUCGCUUGCAACAAGAAUACCGUUCCGGGGGACAAAAGUGCAUUGAAUCCUAGCGGGAUUCGGUUAGGAACACCAGCUCUAACUACACGUGGCCUCAAGGAGGCAGACAUCGAUCGAGUUGUUGACUUUGUAGACCAGGCGCUAAAACUCGCUUCCGAAGUCACAAAGAUAUCUGGACCGAAGCUUGUUGAUUUCAACAAGGUGAUUGAAGAAAACGCUGAAGUUAAAGCAAAGGUGCAAAAUUUAAAGGAGAGCAUAGAGCAAUACAGCCGAACCUUCCCAUUGCCUGGAUAUGAAGACUAUUAGUUAAAAAUUCUAUGGAAUUCAUGUUGACCAUUUUUUAUUAUUAUUUUUUUUUUUAAUUAGCACUUAUUGUUAAAAGAGGCUGCACUUUAUUGUUAAACAACUUUGUCUAAUGCCAAUGUUUUAAUUAAAGCACAUUGAUUGAUUUUUCGCGAGUUAUCACACCGUAAACACAAUUUUACUAGAAGAUAGUUUGAAUCAAAAUUAUGUAUUUUAGACUAAUUUAGUUUUUUCUGAUAAUAUAAUAUAUGUAUUAAAAUCACUCUAUAUAAGAUAUGUUAUAAAAAAUAUGUAACUUGUAUAUUUUGUUGAAUAUAUCUCCUCAUAAUCGUAUGUAAUAUUAGACAGUUUAACCUGCAAAUGAGAAUCCAAAAGACCAAAUGUUUAUUCAUUUUAGAUCACCACAAAACAACAAAUUUCGAAGUUGUAACAUGUUCCAUUAAAAUAAAUCUAAGGAAUCUCUUAUAGUAAUAUAACUAUUUUUAUAGUUGUAAUUGUAUAAUAAUUAUAUUUAUUUUUAAUAAAUAACUAUCUCAGAA